This is a messenger RNA of Vespula vulgaris, 3131 nucleotides long. Its product is annotated as cysteine-rich hydrophobic domain-containing protein 2. The transcript is spliced from 4 exons. The record is from RefSeq and is a predicted model, not a curated record. The coding region runs from base 533 to 1030 and encodes 165 amino acids. Lineage: Eukaryota; Metazoa; Arthropoda; Insecta; Hymenoptera; Vespidae.
CCCCCGUGUUUAUUCAAUCCCUCGUAUUUAUGCGCGUGUAUAUAACGAGAAAACUAGUUCCUUCGAUGUUCCGUUACAAUCGCGCAGAUUUUCGAUCGAUCCGACUCGAGAAGGAAUAAAAUAUUCGUCGUUGGCACGCGUACGCGCGUACGGACGCGUACAUAUUCGUACGACGACGUACGUCGUUGUAGUUUUUCCAUCGAACGCUACGCGAUGUUAGCGUCUUGUGCGUUUCAUCCAAAGUUCGGCCUAGCGAAUCCAUCGACGAGGAGAGCACGGCCGAGGGCUUUGUUUCUCCGACUCUUCGUCGUUUCGUCGUCUCUUCGACGACGAUGAUUUCACGAGCAACGGAGGAGAAACGCGCGAGACAGACAGUUCCGAGUCGAACGUGAAGAGAGAACGAGAAGGGACGAUCGUCCUGACUCGCCUCGCUGCCUUUCGAAGAAUACUCGACGUUUCGUUGCUACGUGAUAUCGUAUAUUCGUGUACGUCGAGACUUUUCGAGCGGGAAAAAUCGAACUCUUCAAUUGGGAUGGCGGACUUCGAUGCGAUUUACGAGGAGGAAGAGGAGAACGAACAAAAUUUGGAAGAGCAUUACGUGACGACGGUGCCCGAUCCUAUAAUUAUUCGUGGCGCUGGAAAUAUGACGGUGUUUGGGCUCAGCAAUCGUUUCGAGUCCGAGUUUCCCAGUGGCCUGGUAUCGAGAGUAGCGCCCGAGGAAUUCAAGGCCACCGUAAUGAGAAUAAAUAGCGUGUUGAAAAAGACUUUACCAGUUAACGUCAAAUGGUUGUUCUGCGGUUGCGUAUGCUGCUGCUGUACCUUGGGAUGUUCCUUGUGGCCGGUUAUUUGUCUUAGCAAAAGGACGCAACAUUUGCUCAAUAAAUUGUUGGAAUGGGAGAACGGUAGACUGUAUCACAAACUCGGAUUACAUUGGCGACUGACCAAACAGAGAUGCGACAGCUCCUCUAUGAUGGAAUACGUACUUUUGAUCGAAUUUAUUCCAAAAAUACCAAUCUAUAGACCGGAUUAAAGAUUCGUACGAGUUUCCGUUUAUGACCUGUACGAUCGACCAGGAGUAGGAUAUAGGACAGCCAGGUUCGUCGUAUACGCCAAUUGGUAUAGAGCGGAGAAAGGCAGUAGGUAUCGCCGUAAUGCCAUAGACGUUCGAUGGAAUGCAUAUUUUUGUAAAUAUUAUGCGUAGGAAUACACGGUACAAUAAUAAAAUAGGUAUACGGGCAACAGCAGUUAGUUCUCGAUUGCGUUAUCGAUGAUGCGACGUGGAUGACGCAUCGGUCGAACGCAUUCCAACUCGUUGAUGCGACUCGACGAUACGUCGUAAAUCGGGGUCCGUCUGCGUGCGUUAUUACCAUUUACUCGAGAUAUAUCUUAGUACGAUCGAAAUACGAGCCAUUUACACUCCCACCAUCUUUCGUAACAAAGAGCGAAAGUUUUGUUGUCUGUCGUUGAAAAGUCGAGAGUUAAUAGGAAGGUAUUUUUUUUAUUUGUGGAAAAAUAUGCUCGCGAUACACUUAUCUUUCGAACGAGCGCUAUCGCGGUAUAGCGUCUAAGCGCUAUUAUUUCCAAUUUCCAAUCUACUUUUACCUACUAAUAUAUCUAGCGGUACGAUCUAUAUUGGCUAAUUAGUAUUUCAAUUCUCAGGUAAGAAAUUAAUCUCGAUCGGUACAACGAACGUAUUCAAUUUUAGGAUAUGAUGUAAAAAGUGAAGAUGACUCUAUAGACAGUUUUGUAUAAUUGUCAAAAUGUAUCGGAUUACGCGUUGGGCGUAAAUUGUGUAUAUAACUGUGUAUACGUAUAGAUUUAUUUUACGUAUGGGUUAAUUUCUUACCGCGGUGAUAUUAGAAAUUACGCUAUCUGUGUACAGCUUACAAAUUAAUUUCAAAUACAAUUUUAACCAACCAUUACGAAACGAAUUCUCUCGUUGUAUAGAAAAUUAAUAUGCUUGUGCGCUUAACUUGGUAUCGCUGACCAUCGGUGGAAAAUGUUGUUUAACAACACGACCAUUUACGAUAAGAACAGUCGUUUGCACGAAGCUGAUGGAAGAACAAAUAUCGAUCGUCAUUUCUUCGUAUCGCUCGCGAUCGUAUAUUUUGCGGGCAAUGUUGUCGGUCGGGAACAAUACCGAUGGAGACCUUUCUUCUCCGGACAGCGAUGUGCCCCAGUGUGUCUCUCUCUCUCUCUCUCUCUCUCUCAGGUUUUAUCUCUUUUUUCUUCCUUUCGUUUUGUCUCGUUUUGUUUUCGUUUCCUUCAUCGAGCGACGACUCGUCGUUGGUUCGCGACUGUUACGCGUUUCGACUUGUUAAGGACGAUUCGAUAAAAAAUUAUGCUAUAGAGAUACAAUGGUAGAAUACAAAGUGAAACUUGUAAUCCAUACAGCAUACAUAGACGAUACCUUUGUUGCUAAUUCAGUGGCUGUGAAUGAAAAGAAAAGAAGAAUAUUUUUCCAAUUGUAACGUACGUUUUAAAUAUACGCAUUUACCAACAAUUUCAUCACACUUGUAUGAAACGAACAAUGCUAUUUGUCAAAUGCUAGUCACAAUUUUCUGCAUCGGAUCUAUUUUUUUGAAAUUUGUAUUUAAUAUCGUGAUACAAUAAAGGUUCGAUAAGAGUCCGACAUUUGGCGAGUCUUAUGGAUGGAUCGGUUGUCGUCUUCGUCGGUGCGUAUGCGAGGUAUCCUAUAUGCUGGUCGAUUGAAAACGGCGUACUCUUCCGCUCCUCUAAUGAUCCCAUCCGUCUCCUCGCGGUGAAACUUUUCUUGCGAUACAACUAUACGCGUGUGCGAUACACCCGUCUCUGCGUCGCGACCAUAUAUAUCGUACACGCUGGUAUCUGCAUUGAAAUGAUAUUUACCAAGAAUAAUUCGAUGUUAUGAUAAUUGACGACAGGUGCCUUUGCAGCUUCUAAUAACAGGAGAUCAUCGCCGUUCGUUGUAGCGACAAAGUGUCCGAUGGAGGAUGUGUGAUCGAUCGAUCGUGCACGCACGAAAACCUGAUAUUUUUUAUUCCUUCUUUGAGCAUUGUAACGAUCUUUGCAUUUAAAAUGUUUUAUUAUUAUUCUUUCACUCGACCCGAAAGUGUGAAUUAGCCGUUCUUAAUAAAAGUUCGUUGUAAAUA